AUGGCUUAUUCACCUUAUGUUUUAGUGAUUUUAUGUUCAUUAGUUUUGAGUGGAUUAUGCGAGUCAUCACUCUCUAAUCAACAAGGAGUGAGGUUUAUCGAGACCAAAAACGGUGUUUAUGAUUGCGUGGAUUUUUACAAACAACCUACAUUUCUUCAAUAUCCCUUGCUAAAGAAUUUCACAUCUAAGGUUGCUGUAGUUCAUACAACUAAUUUGGGCAUGAAAUUUUAUGGUGUCAAUGGUUCACCGAGUCUUUAUAAACCUGCUGCGCAAGAUACUCAAUGGUCUUCUACUCGAAUUAAACUUCUAAAUGGUCCUGAUAGCAUUGAAGCCGGAUGGAUGGUAAAUCCUGGUGUAUUUAAGGAUAACGAAGCCCAUUUCUAUGCCAAAUUCACGGCUGGAGGAAAAGAAUGUAUUAAUCUUCAAUGCCCAGGUUUUGUGCAAGUAGCUAAAGACGCACCUUUGGGUUCUGUUCCAAAGAUAUAUUCUGUGAUUGGAGGAGUACAAAAGCUUUGGAAUAUAUCCAUAGACAAGCAUCAAGAUGAUGGGAACUGGUGGUUAUCAAUUAAUAAUGACAAAAAUUUGGUUGGAUAUUGGCCUAAAGAAUUAUUUACCACAUUGACGGAAUCUGCUAAUCAAGUUGAAUGGGGUGGUGAAAUUGGAAAUCCAGGAUUACUAGAUCCUCCAACAGAAAUGGGAAAUGGGAUGAAAGCAAGCUACGACACUAGUAAUUCAGCAUGUAUUGUACAUGCAACAGUGGUGGACGAAAGUUUUAAGAAUGUUAAUCCUCAAGAGACACUAAAAGUUUGGGAUUGUGAAAGUUUAUACACAGUUUUAGAUGAUGGAUAUCAAAGUGAGUAUUUAGGGCGACUUAUUUUCUAUGGUGGGAGUUUAUAA
Beta vulgaris subsp. vulgaris (sugar beet) is the source of this 897-nucleotide messenger RNA. RefSeq lists its product as uncharacterized. Lineage: Eukaryota; Viridiplantae; Streptophyta; Magnoliopsida; Caryophyllales; Amaranthaceae. The transcript is spliced from 6 exons. Bases 1 to 897 code for a protein of 298 amino acids. The record is from RefSeq and is a predicted model, not a curated record.